Molecule: messenger RNA, 945 nt
Organism: Abrus precatorius (Indian licorice)
Lineage: Eukaryota; Viridiplantae; Streptophyta; Magnoliopsida; Fabales; Fabaceae
Product: annexin-like protein RJ4
Exons: 6
Coding region: 1-945 (314 amino acids)
Cellular component (GO): cytoplasm
Molecular function (GO): calcium ion binding; calcium-dependent phospholipid binding
Source: RefSeq, a predicted model, not a curated record
AUGGCUUCCCUUCUCUCUCCAAACCAAACAUCUCCGGUUGAAGAUGCUGAUGCUCUUCAAAAAGCUUUUAAAGGGUGGGGGACUGAUGAGAAGACUGUUAUAGAAAUACUGGCUCAUAGAAAUGUUCAUCAAAGGCAGCAAAUAAGAAAUGCUUAUGAGCAACUUUACCAGGAGGAUCUCAUCAAACGCCUAGAGUCUGAGCUCUCUGGUGACUUUGAGAGAGCAGUGUACCGUUGGAUGCUGGAACCAGCAGAUUGUUAUGCUGUUUUGGCCAAUGUAGCCAUCAAGAAUGGCAGCAAAAGUUACCAUGUGAUUGUGGAAAUUGUGUGUGUCCUUUCCCCUGAAGAGGUUUUGGCUGUGAGGCGUGCCUAUCACAACCGUUACAAGCGAUCUUUGGAAGAAGACGUGGCUUCUAAUACCACUGCCCAUCUUCGCCAGCUAUUGGUUGGGUUGGUGAGCUCAUUUAGGUAUGGUGGUGAUGAGAUCAAUGCAAGAUUGGCAAAAACUGAAGCUGAUAUUCUUCAUGAAUCCAUCAAAGUAAAAAAAGGCAACCAUGAAGAAGCCAUUAGGAUCCUUACUACAAGGAGCAAGACCCAACUAAUGGCAACUUUCAAUCGCUACAGAGACGACCAUGGCACUUCCAUAACAAAGAAAUUGUUGGAUGACGCAUCUGAUGACUUCCACAAGGCAUUGCACACUGCUAUUAGAUGCAUCAAUGAUCACAUAAAGUACUACGAAAAGGUUCUGCGCAAUGCAAUCAAAAGGGUUGGAACUGAUGAGGAUGGACUCACCCGUGUGGUGGUCACAAGGGCUGAGAAGGACUUGAAGGACAUCAAAGAGCUCUAUUAUAAGAGAAACAGUGUUCACCUUGAGGAUGCAGUGGCUAAGGAAAUCUCAGGGGACUACAAGAAAUUCAUCCUCACUUUGUUGGGGAAGCAGGAUUAA